CCGUAUAUAAAUUUUUUGCUCCCUCACUGUCCACUCUUUCUUCCCCCUUUAUUUCUCUCAUUUUUCUGUGAGCGAGUUACUUCUCGGAAGAAAACCUGCAAAAUUGACGAAAUCGAAGCGAAGUCGAUCUCUGCAAAACCCUAAUUUCGCUUCGAUCUCCGGGUAGUGGUGGUGGUGUUUGUUUGCCUCGGCGGUCGGAGCCGUACUCCAAUUUUGUAUCACGAUGUCGUUGAGGCCCAACGCGAGGACCGAGGUCCGCAAGAACAGGUACAAGGUCGCCGUCGACGCGGAAGAAGGGCGGCGGCGGAGGGAGGAUAACAUGGUUGAGAUCCGGAAGAAUCGGAGGGAGGAGAGCCUCCAGAAGAAGCGACGCGAGGGACUUGCGGCUCAGCCCAUGCCUGCCUCGAUGCACUCCACCACUGUCGAGAAGAAGUUGGAACAUCUGCCUUCGAUGGUCACUGGUGUUUGGUCUGAUGAUGGCAAUUUGCAGCUUGAGGCAACAACACAGUUCAGAAAGUUGCUCUCUAUUGAGCGGAGCCCUCCGAUUGAAGAAGUUAUACAAGCUGGAGUUGUUCCACGCUUUGUUGAGUUUCUUAUGAGGGAGGACUUUCCCCAGCUUCAGUUUGAAGCAGCUUGGGCACUUACAAAUAUUGCUUCUGGAACAUCCGAGAACACUAAAGUUGUGAUUGAUCAUGGGGCUGUUCCCAUAUUUGUAAAGCUGCUGGGUUCACCAAGUGAUGAUGUCCGUGAGCAGGCUGUAUGGGCUUUAGGAAAUGUGGCCGGGGAUUCUCCAAGAUGCCGUGAUCUUGUGCUUGGCAAUGGAGCUUUGCUUCCUCUGCUCGCUCAGCUUAAUGAGCAUGCAAAAUUAUCGAUGCUUAGAAAUGCUACAUGGACAUUGUCGAACUUCUGUCGUGGGAAGCCACAGCCUCCGUUCGACCAGGUUAAGCCAGCUCUCCCAGCCCUUACACGGCUGAUUCAUUCUAAUGACGAAGAAGUGUUGACUGAUGCCUGUUGGGCACUGUCAUAUCUAUCUGAUGGUACCAAUGAUAAAAUUCAAGCUGUCAUUGAAGCUGGUGUGUGCCCUCGCCUGGUUGAGCUCUUGCUGCACCUUUCUCCUUCUGUUCUCAUUCCUGCACUUCGGACGGUUGGAAACAUUGUCACUGGUGAUGAUAUGCAAACUCAGUGUAUUAUCAAUCAUCAAGCACUGCCUUGUCUUCUCAACUUGCUGACAAACACCUUUAAGAAAAGCAUCAAGAAAGAAGCUUGCUGGACUAUAUCAAACAUAACUGCUGGUAACAAGGAGCAGAUUCAGUGUGUAAUUGAGGCUAAUAUCAUCGGCCCAUUAGUCCAUCUUUUGCAUAAUGCCGAAUUCGAUAUCAAGAAGGAAGCUGCAUGGGCAAUCUCUAAUGCAACCUCUGGUGGUACCCAUGACCAAAUCAAGUAAGGAGUUGAUGCUGGUCUUUCUUCCCAUUUUAGAACGAUUUCCUGGUACCUUGUUAGCCAAGGUUGCAUCAAGCCAUUGUGUGACCUUCUCAUCUGUCCUGACCCGAGAAUCGUAACAGUAUGCCUUGAAGGCCUCGAGAACAUCUUGAAGGUUGGAGAAGCCGACAAGAAUCUUGGCAACACUGGUGGUGUAAAUCAGUAUGCCCAGAUGAUUGAUGAUGCCGAAGGUUUGGAGAAAAUUGAGAACUUGCAGUCUCAUGAUAACACUGAAAUUUAUGAGAAGGCUGUCAGAAUUCUUGAGACUUAUUGGAUGGAGGAGGAAGACGAGACGAUGCCACCUGGUGAUACUGCUGCUCAAUCUGGUUUCCAGUUUGGUGGCACUGACCCUGCAGUUCCUCCUGGUGGAUUCAACUUCAGCUAAAUAAAAAAAAAAUAAAGAAUAGGAAAGCGGAGUGCGGAACCAAGUGCAUGUACCGGAUUAAAACAGGGAUGUACAGCAGUGAAUUAGCCAACAGGAUGACAAAUAAUCAUUCAGCGAGGCCACGUGGCAAGCGCCCAGCUCCAAAACUUGGCGGGUGCUUAUGUCACCUAAAACCCCAUGGGGGCGCUUUCGUCAUUUUCACAAACCUGCCCCUCCCUUUCCCCAAAACCCCGAAUCGCUAGGGUUUAUUUGCUGCCUUAUCCCCUCCACCGCGCGCCUUACUACAAAAAAAAAAAAAAAUUCCCUCUGCCGCCAGAAGUAACCCACCAACCUAAAAAAGGACCGGAGUGUGGCAGACUCGCAGACAGAGAGAGACAUCCUCUGUUGUCGGUGUUCAUCUCACCUCUGCUAAUUCCUCUUGCUCUGUCGCCAUAGCCAUUUUUCUUCCCGCCUCCUACCUCUCCAAACUCUGUUUUUGCUCUUUGCCUUCUUCUGUUCUCUCUGUUUCACACGAUCACCUGCAUGCAAGUAAUCACGAGAUCGUCUUCAGAGAGAGAGAAUUCGUGCUGUGCUAUGGAUCCCGACACGGAGAAGGAGAAAUUAGGGGGCGGCGUUGAGGAAGACCGUGGGGAGAAGAAGGUUUGCUCCGACUGUAAGACUACAAGGACUCCGUUGUGGAGAAGCGGACCCGCCGGCCCAAAGUCGCUGUGCAACGCUUGUGGAAUCAGAUUCCGGAAGCGGAGGAGAGCUGCUGCAGUGGAAAACCCCGUCGCGAAGAAACGAGCCACACCGCCGCAGAUGGCCACUUCAUCCUCCGCCGCCGCGAGUACAAGCGAGUCGACCACCACAACCGACACCUCCAAAUCUUCCUCCUCCGUUGCCGUCGGUGCCCGCAGUAACAGCAGCGGCAGCAGUAUCUCUGCCGCCGGCCCGGUGAAGGUCAGAGUGGUGUAUUCCGGCAAGGGAGGAGGUAUGAUGGUCCGAAGAUCCCUGCCGCCGCAGCAGACGCCGUCGGAGGUGAUAGUGAAGAAACAGAGGUGCCAGAGGAGGAGAAGGAAGCUGGCGGAAGAAGAACAAGCUGCCUUCGUCCUAAUGGCUCUCUCUUGCGGCGCAGUUUUUGGCUGACGGAAGGGUGGAGGGAAGAAUGAUUGAUGACCUAAGACUAAGAAGAAAACAUCGAAGUUCGCAAAAACCUAGGGGAAAGGGAAAACCACCACCAAAGGCGACGGGUUUUCAGUUUUUAGUGACGUUCCGAUGAUGAUGUUUUGUUUGUUUGUUUGUCCGUCGUUCUGAUGAAAUUAGGGGAUAGGAUUUGGGCUAUGUAAUUGUAAUCAGAUAUAAGAGAGUGGUGGUAGCUGUAGUGGUGGUAGGACUUGGGAGUAGUUAAGAUGGUUGGGGUUAUCCUGGUGGGAAAUUAUGGGGGCUGUGUGUAAAGAAGAUAUAGUUUGGGAAUCAAAAUCUAAGUAUUAAUAUAUUUUUU
Linum tenue is the source of this 3344-nucleotide messenger RNA. The record is from the annotation of a GenBank genome assembly. NCBI's taxonomy places the organism in Eukaryota, Viridiplantae, Streptophyta, Magnoliopsida, Malpighiales, Linaceae.